CUUUUCUGGGUGUUUAUGGUAGCAAGCCUGUUGAGUCGAUCCUCUCUAGGCGCUCGUACGCCUUGGUGCUCACCUUUUGCUGCUGCUGCUCGUCUCGCGUCCGCAGCCGGGUCACAGGUAGCUCCGUCUGUAGUUUGUCCUCGUUCUUCGCUUUGCCAUCGUAGAAGGCUGGCGGAACCUUCGCGCGGCGGCCGUGGGUUGAGAAAGAAGAGGAGAAAGCAACUAGAAAUCUGUAUAUGUUUAUUUAGUGAGCAGAUACCAGGCAACUGUGUGUGAACUCUUUGGAGCCUAAAAGAAGUUAUCUCCUUGCUUCUGUAACAUUCUUGAGAAGCAGUUUAAGAGCUAAAAAAUGAGCUGAGAAUCAUUUCAACAAAGUGGAUAUAAAUGAAUAGGAACAUUCUAAUGGAUGACAGGGAAUCUCCUACAAAAAACCUGCAGGUAAAUGUGCAAGACCUGAUUCAUGCCGACACUCAUGUGGAAAAGAUAAACACGUGCUUGGCUUCUUCACCAGAUGAAAAUGAGAACCCGCUUAAUGGCAGCAGGCACGAGGCCCUGAAAAGCAGAAACAAAGUGAUGGGAAUAAUUGAGCAAGACAGCAUUAAUAAUAAUGAAGGGGAGGACAGUGGUAUCUGUGCAUCCAAAUGUCAAGAAUCCUUAAGUGAUAAACUGCUUAGGAGUUCCAGUACAGAUGACAUCCUCAUUCCUGAAACUUGCAUCCUUGAAAACAGGAGUUCAAGAAAAACAAAAAACUGCAUCAAGAAAGUGGCAAAACAAAAGAUGACUGCUGUUGCAGCAGCAGAUUGCAUGCAGGAAGAGGAUGGAAACCAAACAAAUGCAGACUGUUCCCAAAAGGACCCACCACAAACUCUGCAGACCCUUUUCUCCCUUCUUCGAGAAGAAUUUGAGCAGAUGGAUUCAAGAGUGCUGCCCCUGUGUCUCCAUCAGAUUGCUGAAACCUAUUUUCAAGAUGGAGAAUAUGAGAAGGCCAUUAAGUUCAUUCAGCUUGAACAGUUAUAUCAUGAGCAACUACUUGCAAAUCUUUCCUCUAUUCAGCAGCAGUGGGAAAAAAUAUGGAAAGCAGCUGUGUCCAGUGAGGUUCCAGGUCUAAAAAAUUCUGCUAAGGGUCUGAAUAAUGAAGAGUUAGACAAACUUGUUGAACUUUGCACAUCGCAUCGAGAGCCUCUUGUCUCCCAAAGCAAGUUAAUAAGUGAAGAAAAGUCCCAGACUCACAAUAGUUUCACAGGUUUAAUGGGAUCUGAAGAAUUAAAGGAGAGAGGUGCUGCUGCAUUUGAUUCAGACACUGAAACUUGGGCUGGCAUUGGACUGGGGCCAGAGCAUCAUCAUCACACACACACAGAGAAGAGUGAGAGCUUCCAGCCUGAUAGCCGGCAUACACUUAGCAAGAGGGCAAGUCUUCAGCUGGCUGCAAGGAAGGACCACAUGGAGGAGGAGCGCUGCAGUGCUGAGUCAAGACGGGAGUUUCCCUCCCAGUCCCCAGGGGUGUUGGGCACGCUUUUCUCUGGCUGUUUGUCUUCUAAGGAAAGCACUGAAGAUAAUAGUCUGCAGCUGAGAGGAGAACAGUUCUCUGAGGAUGUAUCAAAAAUAGAAGCAGCUGCUCAGGAGCCUGCAGCAGAGUGCUGUAGUGAACCAAUGGUAGAUGCACUGGUUUUGGCAAAUGCUGAUUAUAUGCCUUGUGAUCUAAUUUCCACAGGUGACAAUGUUAAGUCUGACAGGAACGUACUCCAUUUGGAUCACUACAUUGGUUCUAGUGUAAUUUCCAGUGAGCAUCUGGGAAGCAGCAUAUUAAACCAGCAGCAGCAACAGCCUGUUUACAAAAAUGAUAGAAAAUCUGUGCCAGGCAGAACUUCAUCAGACAUUAGCAAAAAUGUGUACUUGGAAAGUAAUACACCUGAACAGGUCGCGACUGAAUAUGUCGAAGUAUAUGAAGGGAUACAGGAAUCAACAGAACUGGAAGAGGAGGGGGAAAGUGAAGGAUCAGAAGACUUUUUUCAACAGUUUUUAAAUGGUUGCAUAAAAGACAGAGAAGACUCUGUUAAAUACGUAGGAACUCAAGAGAACCCUGACACUCUUUCACAUAUACCAGCUGAACAAGCACUUUAUAGUUCAUUGGAAGGUUAUUCACUGGAAGAAAGCUUUUCUUCACUUGAUGAACUAGCAAAACGGAUCAAAAUUGCAGAGACUGCCCCUGCUGAGGGGCUUGUGUCCAUAUUAAAGAAGAGAGAUGACAGUGAAAGCAAAGCUCUUGAUCAAAUCCAACAGAGACAGUCAAAAAGAAGAGUGAGAUUCCAAGAGAUGGAGGACACAUUAGAUCAAGAGGAAGUUGGAGGUGGAUCCUGUGUUCUGCUGGUCUUGUUGUGCAUAGCAACUGUAUUUCUUAGUGUUGGAGGAACUGCCCUGUACUGCACAUUUGGUGAUACAGAAUCUCAAGUAUGUACUGAUUUUGCAGCCAAUAUGGACUUCUACUGUACCCAAAUAUUACAGGGUAUAGAAGAACUUAAGCACUGGAUAUCUUUCUCAUAAUACAAAUAAACACAAGCACCUUGCUGACUGCUAACUGACAAUUGCUGAAGAGGAGAAAAAAUACCUUCAAGGUUCUUAUAACAUGGCACCUUCAGAAGCAGCACAGCUAACAACACACAAAGCACCUAUGUUGCAAGUAGGAGCUACUUUCUGGCAAUCAGGAGUAUAUCAGCGGAGUUCACAUGAAAGCACGAAGUGGCAUAAGACUGAUAGAAUGUUCUAAUGUUCAUCUUUAGAGACCAUUUAAAUAGCCAUCAGUCCCUCGGUCUUAGGAAAUGAAGAAAGAAAAA
Molecule: messenger RNA, 2831 nt
Organism: Heteronotia binoei (common prickly gecko)
Lineage: Eukaryota; Metazoa; Chordata; Lepidosauria; Squamata; Gekkonidae
Gene: CNST
Product: consortin, connexin sorting protein
Exons: 12
Coding region: 385-2541 (718 amino acids)
Biological process (GO): positive regulation of Golgi to plasma membrane protein transport
Cellular component (GO): trans-Golgi network; plasma membrane; transport vesicle
Molecular function (GO): connexin binding
Source: RefSeq, a predicted model, not a curated record